Nerophis ophidion (straightnose pipefish) is the source of this 2507-nucleotide messenger RNA. Its product is annotated as glycine--tRNA ligase-like. Gene Ontology annotation, biological process: mitochondrial glycyl-tRNA aminoacylation. The record is from RefSeq and is a predicted model, not a curated record. Gene Ontology annotation, molecular function: glycine-tRNA ligase activity; ATP binding. The transcript is spliced from 17 exons. NCBI's taxonomy places the organism in Eukaryota, Metazoa, Chordata, Actinopteri, Syngnathiformes, Syngnathidae. Bases 40 to 2280 code for a protein of 746 amino acids. Gene Ontology annotation, cellular component: cytoplasm; mitochondrion.
GUUUACUUCCAUGGCGCGAUUGCAUCAUCCCGCUCCUCCAUGCUUCUUCUCCGCGGCGCAGCGUCGACUCUCCCCAGGACCAGCGCUCUCCGGCCCGCCCUCCGCUCGCUGCCCCCGCCCCGGUCUGCUCGGUCGUCGCCCCGCCACCAGCUCCGGCAGCGGCCCUUUGCCACGUCAGCCCGCCCCGCUAAAGAGAAGAAUAGGAGCCCAGAAGGACAAGCCGUCAUGGACGCCAAGAUGGAGGAGAUCCUCGCCCCCUUCAGGCUCGCAGUCAAGGAGCAGGGAGAUGUGGUGCGCCGAAUGAAGCAGGACGGACUCCCAGAUGUGGACGUCGCCAAAGCUGUUGCGGAGCUGAAAGCCAGGAAGAGAAACUUGGAGGCCAAGGAGCUGUCCUUGCAACCCAAAGACGACAUUGUCGACAGAACCAAGAUGGAAGACACCCUCAAGAGACGUUUCUUUUACGACCAGGCCUUUGCCAUCUACGGCGGGGUGAGCGGCCUGUACGACUUCGGCCCCGUGGGCUGCGCCCUGAAGAACAACAUCCUGCAAGCCUGGAGGCAGCACUUCAUCCAGGAGGAGCAGAUCCUGGAGAUCGACUGCACCAUGCUGACCCCGGAGCCGGUCCUCAAGACAUCGGGUCACGUGGACAAGUUUGCCGACUACAUGGUGAAAGACGUAAAGAACGGCGAGUGCUUCAGGGCCGACCAUCUGCUCAAAGCACAUCUGCAGAAGCUGAUGUCGGAUAAGAAGUGCGGCGCGGAGAAGAAGGCCGAGAUGGAGGACGUCAUCACGCAGAUGGACAACUACACCCAGCAGGAGCUGACCGACCUCUUUGUCAAGUACCUGGUCAAGUCGCCCGUCACGGGAAAUGACCUGACGCCUCCCAUCUCCUUCAACCUCAUGUUCCAGACCUCCAUCGGGCCGGGAGGGAACAUGCCAGGAUAUCUGAGGCCUGAAACCGCUCAGGGAAUCUUCCUCAACUUCAAGCGCCUGCUGGAGUUCAACCAGGGAAAACUCCCCUUCGCUGCUGCUCAGAUAGGAAACUCCUUCAGGAACGAGAUCUCGCCUCGUUCUGGACUCAUCCGCGUGAGAGAGUUCACCAUGGCGGAGAUCGAGCACUUUGUGGACCCCAACGAGAAAGUCCAUCCCAAGUUCUCCGACGUGGCCGACCUGCAGAUCCUCCUGUACUCCUCCAAAGCCCAGACCAGCGGCCAGUCUGCACAUGUCAUGAGGCUGGGAGAUGCCGUGGAUCAGGGCGUGAUCAACAACUCCGUCCUGGGUUACUUCAUCGGGAGGAUCCACCUUUAUCUCACCAAAGUGGGCGUCGCCAAAGACAAGCUGCGUUUCCGCCAGCACAUGGACAACGAGAUGGCUCACUACGCCUGCGACUGCUGGGACGCUGAAACCAAAACUUCCUACGGUUGGAUCGAGAUUGUGGGCUGCGCCGACCGCUCCUGCUACGACCUGAAGUGCCACGCCCGGGCCACCAAGGUGCCCCUGGUCGCCGAGAAGCCGCUAAAAGAACCCAAAGUGGUCAACGUGGUCCAGUUUGAGGCCAACAAAGGAGCCAUUGGGAAGGCGUACAAGAAGGAUGCCAAGUUCGCCAUGGAGUAUUUGGCCGCCUGUGACGAGUCCCUCGUCACAGAACACGAGCAGCUCCUCAACCAGACCGGAGAGUUCACCAUCGAGACAGAGGGGAAGACCUUCAAGCUCACGAAAGACAUGGUCAGCGUCAAGAGGUUCCAGAAGACGUUGCACGUGGAGGAAGUGGUCCCCAACGUCAUCGAGCCCUCCUUCGGCAUCGGCAGGAUCAUGUACACCAUCUUUGAGCACACCUUCCACGUCAGAGGCGGAGACGAGCAAAGAACGUUCUUCAGCUUCCCUGCGACUGUCGCGCCGUACAAAUGCUCCGUCCUGCCGCUGAGUCAAAACCAGGAGUUUGUGCCUUUCGUGAAGGAGUUGUCUGAAGCCAUGACCAAAAACGGCGUCUCUCACAAAGUGGACGACUCCUCGGGGUCCAUCGGGCGGCGCUACGCCAGGACGGACGAGAUCGGCGUGGCGUUCGGCAUCACCAUCGACUUUGACACGGUGAACAAGACGCCUCACACGGCCACCCUGAGGGACCGCGACUCCAUGAGGCAGAUCCGAGCCGAGGUGAGCGAGCUGCCCGGGAUUGUUCGAGACCUGGCCAACGGGGCGCUGACCUGGGCGGAAGUGGAGAGCAAGUACCCCAUCUUUGAAGGACAGGAGACCAGCAAGAAGGACACGGCGGAAGAGUGAAGCUCGCUGGUGGGGAAACUUCCAGACUUGAGUCGCAUUCAAAUCCUUCCUUGGAGAAUAUUUGGCCAGUGUCUCCACCAUCUUGGCAUCAUGUCUGCACUGUAAGACCACCAUCGGCUUGAAAGGGACUACCUGGACGCAGGUGUUGUACAUCGCCAUCAUUCUGCUACUCCAGACGGACAUAUUUAACACUCAAUAAAAACAUCCAGCACUUUCUGGACAUCACA